Messenger RNA from Nicotiana tabacum (common tobacco), 1806 nucleotides. RefSeq names its product F-box/kelch-repeat protein At1g16250. Lineage: Eukaryota; Viridiplantae; Streptophyta; Magnoliopsida; Solanales; Solanaceae. Gene Ontology annotation, molecular function: protein binding. The record is from RefSeq and is a predicted model, not a curated record.
CAGAAUAAUACAUGGAUAAACCCAAACAAAAUAUAAGCCCUCUUUCUAUAAUAACCACCAGAAAAUCAGUCUCAUUCUUCUCGUUGUAGUGUGUUAUGUGUAUGAAAUUGAAAUUGGAUGCAGCAUCCAGAAACAACACUAAUUACAUCAAAAAUCCUUUAAACCAGCUGGAUUUCUUGACCCAUUUCUAGUUUCAUUUGCUCUGUCCAUCAUUUGACUAAUCAUUUCUUCGGAAAUUAUGAGCUCUUAGCCAAUGACCUCAUUAAUGGAGACAACUCAUCAACCGAUAAUACCUGGAUUACCAGAUGAUUUGGCAUUGAGAUGUCUGGCGAUGAUAUCACAUGGAUAUCAUGGUAUUCUCGAAACUGUAUGUAGAGGAUGGAGGAAGCUGUGCCACAGUGCAGAAUAUUCCAAUUACAAAGCUAGAGAAGGAUGGUGCGGAAACUGGUUGUUUGUUCUGACCGAAGGAUCUGAGAAUCAGUGGAUUGCUUAUGAUCCUGAAGCUGAUAGGUGGCACCCUCUGCCCAGGGUAACCACAAGCCACCCUGACCAGAAGCACCUUGGUUUCUCAUGUGCUUGUGUCUCAAAUAAGUUUCUUCUGAUUGGCGGCUCAUAUGAACCAAGCGAUCAAGUGUUUUCCCGUCAAAAAGCCCUGACAACAAAUGAAGUUUUCCAGUUUGAUCCUUUCAGAAAAGAGUGGAGAAGAGUCGCAAGUAUGAAAACACCACGUUCUCACUUCGCCUGCAGUGUUGUCUCCGGUAAGGUUUAUGUAGCUGGAGGGCGUGACACAUCAUCGAGAGGAGGGCUUGCUUUUGUUGAAGUUUAUAAUCCUCUGACAGACAAGUGGGAAGACCUACCACCCUUGCCAAGUCCCCAGAUGGAUUGCAUAGGGCUAUCGUUCGAGGGUAAAUUUUAUGUUCUGACGGACCUUGUUGGGCUACUAGAGCAGGAGACAUCUGUAGUUUUUUAUCCAUCCGAUGAAACAUGGGUGAGUGUUGAUGAUAUUUGGCCAUUUUCGAGGGCUAUGCAUUUGGGAAUUCAGGUGCUUGAUGGUGGUCAUAUAUGCACAAUUGUUGAUUGGGGCGGGAGCUCUGUCAAAACUAGGGAAGUGGAAGACGGAGAGUGGCAUCAUAGGGGUUUGGUACCUCCCGUGAUUCUACCUGACCAUCCACGGCCUCUAGAGGUCUUUGAUUAUGGAUUUGCUGCGCUGAGAAAUGAAAUUUAUGUUUUGGGAGGAAGAGUGCUGCGAUGGGAAGAAACUGGGACCGGGAAGUUUAACAUUGUGAAGUUGAGCACAGUUAGAGUGUGCAAUCCACUGAGUUUACCUUUAAGGUGGAGGGAGACCAGACCCAUGUCUAAGCCUGCAUCGGGCUCCAUACUAGGUUGUGCAUCCAUGGAAACAAGAUCUAUGUGAUUUAAGGUUCUGUUGUGUAUGUUCUUAUGAUGUUUCAUUUAAUUAUGCUGUGACAAAGGCAACACCUUGCAGCCUCGCUUUUAUGAUCGAUUAAAAAGGUAUGUCAGUGUUCCAACGCACAUGAACAUUCUUGCAAAUUAAUUCUGAAAAAACUGCUGGCCUUCAGCCAAAUUCUGGAAACAAUAGACAGGAGCGACAGAGAUCCAGGAAAAUUGCAUGGAGGUCUUUGAUUAUGUUGUAUUUUAUGGUAUGACAAAAAUGUUUAUUGUGUUUAAAGUUCCGUGGAAAUGGCUCUUUCCCCUCUUUCUGGACAGACAUGUACUCUCUCAAAUUCCAUAUACUGGGUUUCUUCUGCUGUUCUGAGUUACAUCCACUGGUUUUCUUUAGCUGUA